CCUCCUCGUAAAAAAAACCAAAAGUAAAAGUAAAAAACACACUCUCCCCACAUAUGGCACCACCUCCAAGAACCCGUACAAGAGGAAAGAAGCUACCUCCUGGAGCAGGGACCACAAAGAGAUCUAACGCCAUUGAGAAGACACCUCAUGUUCUUGAGCCAGAGACGGAAUUAGACAGGAGCGUAAGCAUGGAGGUUGAUCAGGAAACAGCCUCUGCCAAAGCGUGGAUCCAGGAGCAUGUUCAGCAGGAAGUGGAUAGAAUAAGGGCUACUGGAGCAACCGUUGAGCCAUUGGCGGUCAAAAACUUUGGAAUUGUUGUCGAUCUCUCUCGCAAGAAGGCCAUAGCCAUCAACCGCAUUGAAAUUGACACGAGUUCUGAUUUUAAAAAGGUGGAGCAGAUCAUGGUCUCGCCAGGAGUUCCUUAUCCGCACAAGGAGAACUUUGAAUACGUCAACGUAUUACUUUUCGCAAGUAGCACAGAGGCACCUAUGCUGGUACCAUACUUAUACGAUACAAAGUUCAGGACGCAGGAACCAACAGAAGAACCUCAGCGUGAAAAUUCAGCGUCUGUUUCAUUGCCAUCGAUGGCCACAGCCUAUGACACUACUGCGAAUCAAAGGCCUUGGAUCAAUGUCAAAAAUAACCUCACAGAAUGGCUCCUGGUCAAUGCGCAGCACAUGCGCGCCAGGCACCACAUCGACGAGUUUCACGACAUCUAGAAU
Gamsiella multidivaricata is the source of this 722-nucleotide messenger RNA. RefSeq lists its product as uncharacterized. Lineage: Eukaryota; Fungi; Mortierellomycota; Mortierellomycetes; Mortierellales; Mortierellaceae. The coding region runs from base 54 to 719 and encodes 221 amino acids. The transcript has 3 exons. The record is from RefSeq and is a predicted model, not a curated record.